Messenger RNA from Vittaforma corneae ATCC 50505, 453 nucleotides. RefSeq lists its product as uncharacterized. The transcript has a single exon. Gene Ontology annotation, molecular function: mRNA 5'-UTR binding; structural constituent of ribosome; small ribosomal subunit rRNA binding. Bases 1 to 453 code for a protein of 150 amino acids. Lineage: Eukaryota; Fungi; Microsporidia; Nosematidae. Gene Ontology annotation, cellular component: ribosome; cytosolic small ribosomal subunit. The record is from RefSeq and is a predicted model, not a curated record. Gene Ontology annotation, biological process: translation; ribosomal small subunit assembly; maturation of SSU-rRNA from tricistronic rRNA transcript (SSU-rRNA, 5.8S rRNA, LSU-rRNA).
AUGGCUACUGAGACAGAAGAAACAAGUGCACAUAUGGGUGCAAGAGCCGAAAUAAAAAAUCCACUGCAGGACCACACUGUUGGAAUAGUUUUCAUUUUUAGCACCAAGAACUGCACAAUUAUCCAAGUUACGGAUAUUACUGGUAGGGAUACUCUUGUUAAAGUAAGUGGUGGCAUGAAGGUUAAGUCUAAGAAAGACGAAGGAUCUCCAUAUGCAGCCAUUCAAGCUGCCCAGGAUGCAGCCGAGAGAGCUAUGAAGUGCGGUAUUACAGCAUGCCACUUUAAAAUCAGGGCCAGAGGUGGUAUCAAAAGAAAGAGCCUUGGCGCAGGAGCCCAGGCUGCUAUUAGAACAUUUGGGUCUUCUGGAAUAAAAAUAGGAAGGAUUGAAUGUGUUACACCAGUUGCUGCUGAUGGAACUAGGAAGAAAGGUGGUCACAGAGGACGUAGAGUAUGA